GUGCUGCCAGUAGACAAUGAGUUCCCUCAACUCGACGGAGAGCUGAGGUGCCAUGGAGCAACCGCCGACUUUACGAAGGAACCGUAGGUAACAGUGUGACCCAUGUGACUAUCUGGCUACAACAAGCAGUUUUUCGCCCGCAUCAAGUGCAUGCAAACGACUGUAGGCACGAUAACACACCAGCACAAGUCCCGGCCUGCCGACGCUGCCGCAAACGAUACGCGGUGCCUAGGAAUAUCAACUAGUGUCAGAGGGGGGCGCCCAAACCCGCAGAUGACAGAGGCGAAUGUAAGAAAUAACACCAUCAGCCCUCCGAAGAGGCCGCCGUUGCGCCGCCGGACUGGCACGGGCGUGGAUACUGGGCUUGUCCCGAGCGGAAAGGACGGAUACCUCUGGACCCGGCUAGGAGUCGACGAGUGUACGAUGACGCGAAAGAGGUACCGCCGAUAAAGGGCAGCGCGCCUACGUCAUAUACAACAGAGGCUCUGCAUUGAAGACGCGAAGACACGGAUUCCGCGUAUGUCCAGCAAAAUCAAGUGACCGCCACGAGAUGGGCAGCGUCUGGGCGCGAAGUGCGCUCAGCUCCAAAUAGUCGUGUUCUCUGCGCACAAAUAGCACCGAGGAAUACAAUCGAGAGUCGAGGUUUCACUGUGGGUUCGAGGCCCGGUGCGCCGGUGUGUGAACCGCUCGGAAUCCCGUAUGAUUCGAAUCUCAGAGUGGGCACUCACGAUAACGGGGGUUGUUCGACGCUGUGCGAGCCGCAGCGCGAAGCCAGGCUGUGUCAAGCCGUAAGCUCGAAG
Molecule: messenger RNA, 800 nt
Organism: Heterobasidion irregulare TC 32-1
Lineage: Eukaryota; Fungi; Basidiomycota; Agaricomycetes; Russulales; Bondarzewiaceae
Exons: 1
Coding region: 151-450 (99 amino acids)
Source: RefSeq, a predicted model, not a curated record